AUGAACUCGAUUUUGAAUGAGUUUAAGAACGCUUCCGCGUUAUAUGAAGAAGAAGUUUUCCACGACAGCUCGUUUGACUGGGACACAGCUAAUGGAUUCACGUUACCGAUGUUCCAGUUUCCUGCCGUUCAUGACCCAGUUAAAUUUCUGAGGGAGAUAACGUCCGACUCUUCACCUUGUAAGAUAGAAAUAGCGCACGGAACUACCACAUUAGCCUUCAAAUUUAACGGUGGCGUGAUUGUAGCUGCUGAUUCUAGAGCUUCGCAGGGAAACUAUGUUUCCACUUCGACUGUGAAAAAAAUCAUAGAAAUUAAUCCCUUCCUUCUGGGAACAAUGGCUGGUGGUGCGGCCGAUUGCUCAUUUUGGCAAAGAGAACUUGGACGACAAUGUCGGCUAUACGAGUUGAGAAAUAAAGAGCGCAUCUCGGUAGCAGCAGCGUCCAAAUUGCUUGCUAAUAUGAUCUACAGAUACAAAGGAAUGGAUUUGUCAAUGGGUUCGAUGGUAACGGGCUGGGAUAAGACGGGUCCUAACAUUUUUUACAUUGACAGUGAAGGCAACCGGUUGCAUGGCGACAUAUUCUCUGUUGGAUCCGGAUCGCCAUUUGCAUAUGGUAUUCUUGAUAACGGAAUUGAUUAUGAUCUUGAUGUACAGAGCGCGAUUGCUUUAGGAAAACGAGCUAUUUAUCAUGCCACCCACCGCGAUGGUGCUUCCGGAGGAAGCGUUAACGUGUAUCAUGUGAAACAGGAUGGAUGGGUUCGCAUCGGCGGCUGGGAUGUUGAAGAUUUACACUGGGAAUUCCAGGAUCAAGCAAAACCGUCACCUUUAUUAUAA
Paraglomus occultum is the source of this 831-nucleotide messenger RNA. The record is from the annotation of a GenBank genome assembly. Lineage: Eukaryota; Fungi; Glomeromycota; Glomeromycetes; Paraglomerales; Paraglomeraceae.